GCUGGAAAUACAUGUAUGAAUAUGAUCGGGUGUUGCGUUACUUAAAAUGGCAGACAGUACGAAGGAUCCAAAUUCUGUUUCUAAUAUAUCUGGUAUCAUAACCAAACACAUUUCAAUUGAAUGGAAUGUCAAUUUCAAAGAGAAAGUGUUCACUGGGGAUGUGAAGCUGACAUUAGAAACAUUGCAAGACGGAGUUGCAAAUCUGAUUCUGGAUACAAGUUGCAGCUUAUGUAUAUCAGAUGUCAGUGAUGAUGCAACAGGAGAAAAACUGACAUUUGAAGUGAAGGAACCUUUGGGAGCUCUUGGGUCUCCCUUGAAUAUCAGACUACCAUCUUCUGCUCAGUCAAAGGGCUCAAAGUUAUGCAUCAAGAUAAGCUACAAGACAUCCUCAUCAGCCUCUGCCAUUGGUUGGUUAGAACCGUCACAGACAGCUGGCAAGCAAUUCCCAUAUCUUUACAGCCAGUGCCAAGCCAUCCAUGCUCGUAGUAUCCUUCCUUGUCAGGACAGCCCUUCAGUGAAAGCAACUUAUGAAGCCAAGGUGACUGUUCCAUGCGAUCUUGUUUGUUUGAUGAGUGCGGUGAGGACAGGUGAAGAGCCAUGUGCAAUAGAUAAUUCUCUUAAGACUUAUACCUUCAGACAGACUGUCCCAAUGCCUAGCUAUCUGAUAGCAAUUGUUGUUGGUGCAUUAGAAAGCAGACAAAUAGGGCCAAGGUCUAGAGUUUGGUCAGAGAAAGAAUUUGUCGAUAGAGCAGCAUUUGAAUUUAGUGAGACUGAACACAUGCUAGCUACAGCUGAAUCUUUGCUUGGUCCUUAUGUGUGGGGUCAGUAUGAUCUUCUUAUCUUACCCCCAUCCUUUCCAUAUGGAGGUAUGGAGAACCCUUGUCUCACUUUUGUCACACCUACCCUUCUGGCAGGAGAUCGCUCCUUAGCUAAUGUUGUAGCUCAUGAAAUCAGCCAUAGUUGGACCGGUAAUCUGGUAACAAACUGCAGCUGGGAACACUUUUGGUUGAAUGAAGGAUUUACUGUCUUUGUAGAGAGGAAGAUUCUUGGACGAAUGAACAGUGAGAAACAUCGUCAGUUUGCAUUCAUCGGAGGCUGGAAGGAGCUCUACAAUUCAGUUUCAAAAUAUGGUCAAGAGCACAAGUUCACACAGUUGCUUCCACCUCUGGAGGGUGGUAUUGAUCCAGAUGAUGCAUUCUCGAGUGUUCCUUAUGAGAAGGGAUCAUGUUUCUUAUUUUAUCUUGAAACUCUGGUUGGAAUAAAUGAGUUUGAGGGAUAUUUGAAAGCCUACAUUGAUAAAUUCAAGUACAGAAGUCUUACUACUCAAGAUUGGAAGGAUUUUUUUCUUGAAUACUUCCAUGAAAAGGCAGCAGCUGGUGUAUUUGAUUGCAUAGAAUGGGAUAAGUGGUUCUUUUCACCUGGUAUGCCACCUAUUAAACCAAAAUAUGAUACUUGUCUGGUGGAUCAUUGUACAGAGCUGUGUGAAAAAUGGAGUCAGGUUGGUGAAAGUAACUUUGAGAAGUCGUCUGGUGACCUUGAGUCAAUGUCUCCAUCUCAGAAAAUAGAGUUUCUGGCACAGUUGUUGCUGAAGAAGCCAUUAAACUGCAAUCUUAUCCAAGAAAUGCAAGGAAUUUAUGACAUGGACAAGUACACCAAUGCUGAAAUUCGUUUCAGGUGGUUGAGAUUGAGAAUAAAGGCUGGUGAUGAGUCUGCUAUUGAUAGUGCUCUUAAGAUGGCAACAGAGGCUGGUCGCAUGAAGUUCACCCGUGUCCUGUUCAGGGACUUGUAUGCAUUCCCAUCUGCACGUCAAAAGGCAAUAGAUACAUUCCUGGCAGAAAGACAUAACAUGCAUCCGAUUACUGCAAAAACUGUUGCCAAGGAUCUGGAGCUAGAAUGAUUGCCAUUAUAUUUGAGCUUCCAUAGUUAACAUAAAUCUCUCUCUUUAUUUUACUCAUAAAUCUAUUUCUGUCAUUGAAUUCAGAUGAAAUGUUAUAAUUUCACAGGAUUUGGAAUUAUUAUACUCAGGAUACUGAAGUUAUUUUCAUGUUAUCAUACAUGUGUACAUGUUUAUGGACUGGAAUGUUUGGAUUUACCAAAGUCUUUAUUGUUUAUAAGUAAUAUUCAUUACUAGAACUCUUGAAAUGCAGUUUGCUUUGAUUGUGUGAAAGCAUUUAUAAGUUUCUGAAAUGUCGUUGCAACUGCUCCAUUUGUACUUAGUGUCAUUAGUUGGGAUAAUGUAAUGCUUGGAAGAGGAGUUAUUUCUUUUUAAAAUCAGCAAUGACUAUUAUUAAUCUCUUUUUUCUCACUUACAAAUCUGCAAUAGCUUUUUAGCCAUUUUGUGAAAUACCACUUGGUCCAAUUCCAAAAUAGUCUACCAACACAACAAU
Lytechinus variegatus (green sea urchin) is the source of this 2387-nucleotide messenger RNA. RefSeq names its product leukotriene A-4 hydrolase-like. Gene Ontology annotation, molecular function: zinc ion binding; epoxide hydrolase activity; aminopeptidase activity. Lineage: Eukaryota; Metazoa; Echinodermata; Echinoidea; Temnopleuroida; Toxopneustidae. The record is from RefSeq and is a predicted model, not a curated record. Gene Ontology annotation, cellular component: cytosol; nucleus. The coding region runs from base 47 to 1897 and encodes 616 amino acids. The transcript has 17 exons. Gene Ontology annotation, biological process: proteolysis; leukotriene biosynthetic process; peptide catabolic process.